Molecule: messenger RNA, 551 nt
Organism: Zophobas morio
Lineage: Eukaryota; Metazoa; Arthropoda; Insecta; Coleoptera; Tenebrionidae
Exons: 2
Coding region: 19-546 (175 amino acids)
Molecular function (GO): nucleic acid binding
Source: RefSeq, a predicted model, not a curated record
AAGUUUGUUCAAGAACAUAUGAUUCAGCAUAUUAAAGUCGCGACGGGGUCACCAAAAUCAAACGGUCAGAUCGAAAGAAUCAAUCGAGACUUAACACCAAUGUUGUCAAAAUUGGCUAUUUUAACAAACAAAUCCACUGGUAAUUCUCCAUCCGUUUUAUUGUUCGGUAUUAGUCAAAACGAUCCUAGCGAUCCUUUAAGAAAUUUAUUGGGCGCUGAAGCUGACAAAGAAGAUGACUUAGCCGAGGUUCGAGAAAAGGCUCAGUCUCAGAAUGAAAAGUUACAAGCAUACAAUAAGCGCAUGUAUGACCAAAAACACAGACCUCCUAAACCGUACAAUGUCGGUGAUUAUGUGAUGAUAAAAAACAUAGAUGUUACACCAGGUAUUAAUAAAAAACUUUUACCUAGGUAUCGUGGUCCCUACGAAAUCAAGAAGUCAUUAGGCAAUGAUCGUUAUUGGAUUACAGACGUUGAAGGUUUCCAAGUAACGCAAAUCCCAUUUGAGGGAGUAUGUUGUCCUGAGAAUAUGAAGCUUUGGCUUCAAUAAGUUAC